AUGAUCCCAAGACUGCGAAACAAGUCUUACGAAGAACGUCUAAAGGAGCUGAACUUAUUCAGUUUAUCCAAACGUAGGCUACGAGGGGACCUAAUUGAGGUUUUUAAAAUUUUCCAUGGUUUCGAUAAUAUUAACAUAAACGAUUAUGUAACUACUGAUCUCACAAGCUCCACCCGUAACAAUGGCUUCAAGAUCAUUGGUAAGCGCUUUAGAUCAAAUGAAGCGAAGCACUUUUUCUUCAAUAGAAUCGUAAAUGUUUGGAAUUCUCUCCCAGCACAAAUUGUCAACAGUAUUACAAUUGAAUCAUUUAAGAAAAAACUCGAUAAGCACUUAACAUCUGUUCACCAAGUCGAAUAUUUCACUACUGCGUAA
Messenger RNA from Enterospora canceri, 372 nucleotides. The record is from the annotation of a GenBank genome assembly. Lineage: Eukaryota; Fungi; Microsporidia; Enterocytozoonidae.